Molecule: messenger RNA, 348 nt
Organism: Hirsutella rhossiliensis
Lineage: Eukaryota; Fungi; Ascomycota; Sordariomycetes; Hypocreales; Ophiocordycipitaceae
Exons: 1
Coding region: 1-348 (115 amino acids)
Source: RefSeq, a predicted model, not a curated record
AUGCCGAUGCCGCGGAACCCUGCUAAAAGCCUCACAAGUGGAACCACCGACUCGGUCUUUUCAGCUCUACGCGAGAAGCAUCCUCUUUACAAUUCGACGAUCUAUGACGGAGGAGCAACUACCCAUAUCGUCAAUGACAGGAGUCUGUUGACCGACAUCCGCGAAGCUGAGGAAGCCGACUACGUUCUGAUCGGAGAAGGUUCCUUGAAGGUCGAAGCGCGAGGCACCCGAAGGAUGGAAAAUGUUCUGGAUGGCGAAAACGGAAGAAACACACGCACCCUCGUUCUUCUCGACGUUGCACAUGUGCCACGAUUCCACACGAACAUUGUCAGCGCGAAGAAGCGAUGA